CCGUUGUUAGUUAUCUCGCUCUUCUCGUACCGUUAGUUGUUGAGGUUAUAAUUUAACGUGUUUUUUAUUACUAAUUUUAAGUAAAUCAUCUCAAAUUUCGUUAAAUAUCACCGAAUAAGUACUAAAAAAUGGCUUUACGUGUACAAUUUGAAAAUAAUAACGAAGUUGGGGUGUUUGCCAAGUUAACAAAUGCGUAUUGUUUAGUAAGCAUUGGGGGCUCAGAAAAUUUUUAUAGUACAUUUGAAGGAGAAUUAUCAGAUAACAUACCAGUUGUACAUACUUCGUUAGCAGGAUGUAGAAUAAUUGGUAGGAUGUGUGUAGGGAAUAAGAACGGAUUACUCCUCCCUAAUUCAACUUUUGAUACUGAAUUACAACACAUAAGAAAUGCCUUACCAGAAAAAAUUAAAAUACAAAGGGUGGAAGAACGUUUAUCUGCUUUGGGAAAUGUUAUAGCAUGUAACGAUUACGUCGCUUUGGUACAUCCAGAUUUAGAUAGAGAAACAGAAGAAAUAAUUGCAGAUAUUUUACAAGUUGAAGUAUUUCGACAAACAAUAGCCAGUAAUGUUUUGGUGGGCUCAUAUUGUGCUUUAAGUAAUCAAGGUGGUUUAGUACAUCCACAAACAUCCAUUCAAGAUCAAGAAGAAUUAUCAUCCCUUUUACAAGUUCCAUUAGUUGCCGGAACUGUAAAUAGAGGAAGUGAAGUGGUUUCCGCCGGGAUGGUUGUUAAUGAUUGGACUGCAUUUUGUGGCAUGGACACAACAUCAACAGAAUUAAGUGUUAUUGAGUCUAUUUUUAAAUUAAAUGAAUCCGCCCCAUCUUCAAUUGCUACAACAAUGAGAGCAAGUCUUAUUGAAAGCAUGUCAUAAAAUUAAAUUGUCCAUCAAAUGCAUUGAAUGGAAUUUUUUCAUCAUACAAUUAAAGUACAUUUUAUGAAUGGUUUGUGUGAAUAACAAAAAAUAAUUAUUAAAAUAUGAAUAAUCUUGUUUAUAUAUAAAAAAUAAAAUAAUAUUCAUUUUGAA
Onthophagus taurus is the source of this 1019-nucleotide messenger RNA. RefSeq names its product eukaryotic translation initiation factor 6. Gene Ontology annotation, biological process: cytosolic ribosome assembly. NCBI's taxonomy places the organism in Eukaryota, Metazoa, Arthropoda, Insecta, Coleoptera, Scarabaeidae. The record is from RefSeq and is a predicted model, not a curated record. Gene Ontology annotation, molecular function: ribosome binding.